Messenger RNA from Acromyrmex echinatior (Panamanian leafcutter ant), 1248 nucleotides. It is a transcript of the gene eve, whose product is annotated as segmentation protein even-skipped. Gene Ontology annotation, cellular component: nucleus. NCBI's taxonomy places the organism in Eukaryota, Metazoa, Arthropoda, Insecta, Hymenoptera, Formicidae. Gene Ontology annotation, molecular function: DNA-binding transcription factor activity, RNA polymerase II-specific; RNA polymerase II cis-regulatory region sequence-specific DNA binding. Gene Ontology annotation, biological process: regulation of transcription by RNA polymerase II. The record is from RefSeq and is a predicted model, not a curated record.
CGGAAUUCCAGAUAAGAGAAGAUAGAGAGAAACAACGUUAACAAGAUGAGGAAUCAUUAUGACGAAGAGAACAGCCCGGACAAUAAUCCGGAGGAGGACAACAUUGUCGUCGACCAGGUGAACACAUCGCGCGGUUCGCACUCUGACAAUGAUCUACAAUCGUCGACUUCGCGUCUCAAUCAGCAUCAGCAACAGCAGUCUCAGCAGCAACAUCAGCAGACGUCAAUCCCUCCUAUAGAUCCUAACGUGAGGAGAUAUAGAACCGCCUUUACAAGGGAGCAACUAACUCGGCUAGAAAGCGAAUUUAGCAGAGAGAAUUAUGUCAGCCGACCGAGAAGAUGCGAAUUGGCUACACAGCUUAACUUGCCGGAAUCUACGAUAAAGGUGUGGUUUCAAAAUCGACGCAUGAAAGAUAAGAGGCAGCGGUUAUCCCUAUCGUGGCCCUUCUCGUGGAAUUCAGAUCCUACUCUAGCGGCAGCGUUGCUCGCGGCUGCCUCGGCUGGCACAUUUCCGCAUAUGGGUUACCCAGCUAUUCCCACGUCGAAUUUACCGGCGACGACUCACUUGGCUCCUUCAGCAUCACCGUAUCCGAACGCGGCCGCGGCCGCAGCUGCGUCUACUUAUUAUCGUUACACCGGGUAUCACCCGAGCAACUCAGUCACCGCGCUUCAUCGGCCACACGUUCGCCCUUUGAGCAGCCCUUAUCCCGCACCCUCGCACCUAUCGCUGCCCUCGCACCCGUCAAUGCCGCCGCUGCAUAUCCUGUCGAGUAUGCAGAUGCCGAACAUCGCUGCUUCCUUUCCCAUGAGCAAUCCGCCACCUCCUCCUCCUCCUCCUCCUCCUGUCACCAUGCCAUAUCGGCCACCAUUGAUCGAAGAACUUAGCCCGGUAAAUUCUUCCUCCUCCAGCGAGUACGAUUACGGAGCAAGUCCUCCUAGUCAGUUGUCGCAUCCAUCGUCGCAUCACUCGGUCCAGCAGCUGCCGCUGUCGCUGCCGCAUUCGCAUCCGGAUCAUUCGCAUCAUGCCCAUCGCCUUACCGCACCCGUCAUGCCAAUAAUAUCACGAGAUAGACUCAGCAGCGGCGAGCAGCCGAUGAGACUAAACGGUAUGAGUGUCCCGGUCAUGACGGUACUGCCAUUCGAGAACAACUCACCUCAGUCAUCGCAGCAACGACAGCAACGGCACUCAUCCCAGCCCAAGUUGUUUCAGCCAUACAAGAACGACAAGGAUCAUAACGGUACGAUGUAA